This is a messenger RNA of Sinocyclocheilus rhinocerous, 3978 nucleotides long. Its product is annotated as ETS domain-containing protein Elk-4-like. Gene Ontology annotation, cellular component: nucleus. Gene Ontology annotation, biological process: cell differentiation; regulation of transcription by RNA polymerase II. Bases 652 to 1989 code for a protein of 445 amino acids. The transcript has 6 exons. NCBI's taxonomy places the organism in Eukaryota, Metazoa, Chordata, Actinopteri, Cypriniformes, Cyprinidae. Gene Ontology annotation, molecular function: sequence-specific DNA binding; DNA-binding transcription factor activity, RNA polymerase II-specific. The record is from RefSeq and is a predicted model, not a curated record.
CUUUCACUGUACUUUGUUGGCUUCACUGCAUUUCUCAUGCAGCUAAACUUGCAUCUUGAGGAUUUUUACGCUAUUCAAACUGAAUGGACCUCAUUUCUUACAGAUUCAUAAAAUCUGAGGCUUUGUUCUGGAGUUUUAUUGAGCGCUGUUGGGGUGAAAGUGUUUAGUCUGGUGGGCUUUUUGCUUCCUGUUUUUGUAUUAUUGUGGUUGCAGCUAAAAAUAUGAGUAACUUAGGUGAGAUGCAGAGACUGUAGCGUUUCCCUUUCUCCUUCUCUGCCUUUUUUUUUUUUGUCGUUCUCAUGGUAAAUAAGUCAUAAAACCGCUUUAAAUAGUCAAAUUUAGAUCAGCUCAUGUUUAAUGAGUCUAAAGUUUGCUAAGUCUCCGUUAGCUAGCAGACUAGCACGCUAUGCUAGCUGACCACCAAAUCUUGUUACACGAUGUAAACAUAUAAGAAAACAGUCUGUAUUUUUUUCUUUUCUUUUAUAUCUUUGGCUUUAAUCCGUCGGAAUCCGACCGAGUCUGGAGAGCAAAAAGCUUCUCGGCCUCUGUCAGGAUAUUCGCCGGAAUAUGGCGUGACGUGUCGGUCAGGCUGUGAGCGUGAGCAGGAUCCCGUUAGGUAACGUUCCCCCCACGUCUGUGAAUAGAGAAGACAUGGACAGCUCAGUCACCCUGUGGCAGUUCCUGCUGCAGCUUCUGUUGGAUCCCAGCAAUGACCAGCUCAUCUGCUGGACCAGUGAGGAUGGAGAGUUCAAACUGUUGCAGGCGGAGGAGGUGGCCAGAUUAUGGGGCGCCCGCAAAAACAAACCCAGCAUGAACUACGACAAACUCAGCCGGGCUCUGCGUUACUACUACGACAAGAACAUCAUCAAGAAAGUAAACGGGCAGAAGUUUGUGUAUCGUUUUGUAUCGUACCCUGAUAUCCUAAAGGGAGAUGUCAUGGCCAGAAUGGAGGGUGCAGACGGCGGCUCAAACGGACCUCUGCCCCUUUCCGACAAACUUGCAAACAUCUCCAGGGAUAAAGACAGCAAAGCUGCCCCAGACCGAGGUGCAGGAACACCUGGUCAGUCCAAAUCGUCCAGUCGAAAUGACUAUAUCCACUCUGGCUUGUAUACAUCCUUCACGUUGACCUCUCUGCAGUCGGGAACGCAACUUUUUCAAUCCAUGAAGGUUGAAAAUCCAGGAGAAAAGCUAAUGGAGAAAAAGGCAGCCCAGGAGUCGCCCCAGCCACCCACUGUCAUUAAAUUUGGGACCAUGCCACAGAGCAGACACACCACUCCGUCUGUUAUAGGGAAGCUUGAACUUCCGACACAAUCCACCCAAGCCCCACUGCACGAUCCGGCAGAACCGGAGUCCAAACAGGCCGGCGUCUCGUAUGUAGUGUGUGCGUUUGUGGAGAAUCCCACCUCCGAGAACGCCAUGACGGGCUUCCCGCUCUCAAGAAUCUCUUCAUCGCCACUCACGCGUUCCCAGUCGCCCUCCUCUUCUCCGAUGACGGAUUCCCAGGAGCUGGUGAUUGACAGUGAAAUUGAGUCCCUCUCCUCACAGCCUUCAGAGUUACAGCUGCAGGACCAGCCCAGCUCUGAUUCCAAGGACAUUGUACCAGUGUCUGAGAUGUCUGAAUCUCCACUGCGCAAUCUCAGCGGAAAGUCUAAGAAACCCAAAGGCCUGGAGUUGAUGCCCACGCUGGUGGUGACCAGCUCUGACCUCAGCCCUCUCAAUCUGUGCAGCCCAUCCCUCCCUACGGCCUCUCUCACCCCAGCCUUACUGCAGACACCCCUGCUGCUCACACCCAGUCCACUUCUGUCCAAUAUCCAUUUCUGGAGCACACUCAGUCCGAUGGCACCCCACAGUCCCGCCCGGAGACAGGGCGCGCAUACCCUCUUUCAGUUUCCUUCUGUACUGAGUUCCGCGCAGUUCUCUGUUCCCGUGUAUAACUUAGACGGCACCAACACGCCCGGCCCUCUCUCACCCGACCCACAGAAGACAUAAGAGGGGGACAAAGACCGGCACACUUCAUCUUUGCCUCAUGUUCUUGAUUGAUAAACGCAGAUUAACCUCAUUCUGUUCACCUGAUCUGGCACACUUCAGGUAACAAAGAUUUAUGACCGCCAUUUAAGCAUUUAAGGUCAUCCGUUUGACUGGAACCUUUGUGAUGUCACUGAUACUUUUCCUUCGGAUGUAUAUCAAGCCAUCAGAUACAUCAGUAAAUCUUUCGUUUCUAUUUUUUAAUGCGCUGGUCUUCAGGGAUCGGCUCUCGUGUGACUAAAGCAGAUGGCUGUCGAUCUGCACAGCUGCCAAAAUGGGAUUUUAUCAUAAAACGUACAUUGUUUGAUCAUUAGAUUAAGAUCCGAAUUGAAUUUCCUUGUCUUUUGUUUCUUGUGGAGCUUAAGACUUCGAUCAGAUGCAGAAGAGAUUCUCACGUGACGUCGGCACCGUGUAUUUGUACAGCAAGAUCCUUGUUCUGCAUUGGAUAAAGAGGGAUCGUUUUGUACAUAAUCCAACGAGUUCACCUCGUCUCAACUCGUGUUUGCCUUUUGUUUGGGAAGUCCUCAAACAAACCUGCCUUGCCAAGCUAAACCGCCCCUUUGCCUUGUGAUUUUGAUAAUGGUGACCUCCGUUUUAUCUUGUACCUUUCCUCAUGCUGCACUUACAGCCAUGUAUUUAAAGUGUUCUGUAACCACAUAAACGGCACUUAGAUUAAAACAAGCUGCACUUACUAGGGCUUUUGCUCCUAUUUGUGUUUACUCGCCAUCCAGAACAGUAGUGAACUAGUUGUCUUAUUUUACAAAAUUAAUAUUGUACAGUUUGUGUCUACAUCUUCAGUUCAGUGCAUCACCCUGUAAAGCUAGCUGGUGCAACCCUCAAACAUGUUCCUGACAGCAUUUUAUUAUUCGAGAGCCACAUGAACACAAUCACUUUAAGCAGUGAUUACAAUCAGAAUCAGCAGAAGUCAAGUUUAUUUGGGAUAGUCCACCAAGUCAUUCCAAACCUGCAUGUCUUUCUUUUUUUAUGAGGAACACAAUCUUUUGGAGAACGUCCAUGCAAUGGAAGUCAACAACAUUGGACCCCAUUGACCUUCAUUCUGAGACACAUGAUAGAAAUAUCAUCUUUUGUGUUCCACAGAAGAAAUAAGUCAUGGAGGUUUGCAACAAAAUGGGUGGACUAUCUCUUUAAGAAUAUUGAGGCUAACAUUCAGGACGUUCUUGAUGUGACCCUCAUCACUGGAAAACACAUUUUAAAGUGACAUCUUGUAGCAUUAACCCCAUCUUUUCUGGUGCUUUGACCAUGAUGCACAUUUUUGAGUAGGCCAGAUUGGCGUCGCCCACGCUGUAAUGCUUGAUGGCGACUGUCUAAUGAAGCGCGUUUCCAAACACGCCCCAACGCCAUUGAACCAUUACCGUAACACCACCAGAUAUGCCACUGUGGCCAUGCUUAUCAUGCAAAUCUUUUCCUAUAAACCAUUUCCUCCUCUCUGAAAGACUGGAAGCCAUUAGGAAUGAUUUCAGUUGAGUGGGAAAACCCAAGGACUUGCUUUACUCCAAUAGACUGCUGAUUCACCAUUAAUCUAAUGGAGCGUACACAGCAUAAAAUGGAAUGGCUCAGUGCUUAAAGCCUCAUGCCACCAUUAGGAUGGUUGGAUUGCUGGAGAUCGGUUGGAUGUGUACCGUAACUGGAUGGCUGUCUGUAGAGCCCAGGCCAAAUGCUCAAAACCAUUACUGCAUUUGUCAGCCUUCCCAGUGUUGUGCAAGAUUCAAUCCCCCUGCAGAAUGCAAUCUACCUUGGACAACAAUGCAAAGCUGUUUGUAAUGCCCAGUCAGAAGUGUCUGUCCUUGUAGCUGGUUAGCAUGGUCCAGUUAACCUCUGCUGGUAGAUUAGACCAUAUAUUUUUCUCCAUUGAUGGUCAUUCAGAACUGCCAUGUGUUUUCGAAGGCAACAAAUAUAUUUGAGUUUGCAUUAUAGUAAAUACAUAAAAAAAUG